Messenger RNA from Conger conger (European conger), 992 nucleotides. RefSeq lists its product as uncharacterized. The record is from RefSeq and is a predicted model, not a curated record. The coding region runs from base 110 to 742 and encodes 210 amino acids. Gene Ontology annotation, molecular function: sterol 24-C-methyltransferase activity. Gene Ontology annotation, cellular component: endoplasmic reticulum. Lineage: Eukaryota; Metazoa; Chordata; Actinopteri; Anguilliformes; Congridae. The transcript is spliced from 3 exons. Gene Ontology annotation, biological process: sterol biosynthetic process.
CAGAUGGGCAGAAUAUAAGACAGUGGUAGUUCAUCGCAAAAAUUACAUUUGAAUUCUCUUGCCAAGAUCACACAUCAAAAUAGCCAAGAAAUAGCCGGCUGUGAACGAAAUGCUAGCCAACAAAAUUAGCCAGCAACUGGGUCGCCCCACUCAGUCCCUGCUUGGGUGGAUCGUGAAAAAAUUCCUCACCUGGCACCACCAGGUAUUGGAGGUGAAUGCUGUGAGGCUGUGUGGGAUCCAGCCAGACGACACCGUCCUGGAGGUGGGGUUCGGGCCGGGCCUGGGGCUGGAGGCUGCUGCCUCCCACCUGACCGACCCCAGGGGGAAACUGUUUGGGGUGGACUAUUCUGAGUUCAUGUACAAGGUGGCCAGCGAGAGGGUCCAGGGGCUCAUCACCAGUGGGAAAGCCACCCUGCAUCAAGCCAGUGUAGACGCCAUGCCUUUGUCAGACAGCAGUGUGGACAAGGUCUUCCAUUGCAACUGCUACUACUUCUGGCCAGACCUGAGGGCAGGGGCUGCAGAAAUGCACAGGGUGAUGAAACCAGGAGCAUUAAUGGUGGUGACCCUUCGAGCUGAACGUGUGGCCUGGUUGGCAUCCAAGAACCUCAUUCCAGGAGAGAACUGGCGCCCGGAAAGCUACAUGGAUGCCUUGAGAGCGACCGGAUUCACAGAUAUCCGAAUGGAGGAGUACGUGGAUAAAAACAUAACUUUCAAGGCAAUAUUUGCCACCGCGUCUAAGUGAAGGACGCCAGGCCUCCAUAGCUUUGGCCUUGAGAGUGAACAGCUAGAAGAGGUCACCCAGCAUCUGAGCCUCUAACUGCUCAACUGCCAUUAUCCUUGAUCCCAGUCAAAAUAGACUAUUAAUUAAUUACUCAUUUUGAAAAAUAAAAGAGUCUCUUAUCUUUAAUGUUCACGGAUCAACUGGUUGGCUUUCUGCCGAUGGAAAAGCUCACUUUGGAACUCCAAAACCAUAAUUCAGGACGGCUUGUAGG